CAAAAUAUGAUGGUAUACAACUGUACGUCAGGUCCCAUCAAAAGAAUCACUUGGGGUGAAAUAGAAAAACUUGCUUAUCCUUUCAUCUUGACAUACCCCAGCAUGGAGAUUUUCCGGUACCCUGGUGGCAGCUUUAAGACUAAUCGCCUCAUCAACAGCCUCUGUGAAAUCAUAGAUCACGAAAUUCCAGCAAGAACAGUUGAUUUCCUCGCGAGAAUUCUUGGUUAUAAGGCUGGGUUAGUCCAGGUGUACAACAGAAUUCAUCGUGCUGUUCAUAUUUUAGAAUAUUUCACCACACACGAGUGGAAUUUCCGCGCCAAUAACGUGCUCAUGCUUAUGGACAAAUUGGAGGGCAAGGAUAGAAAAAUAUUUGACCUUAACAUAUCUCAAAUUCACCUACAUGACUAUAUGAAAAACUACGUUCUGGGUGUCAGAAGGUUUGUAAUGAAAGAGGACGAUUCAACUCUUCCAACAGCUCGGAUAAAGCUUAAAAGGCGUUAUUAUUUUGAGCUUAUUUUCCGCGUGCUCUUAAUCUGUGGAAUUCUUCGAGUCCUCGUUAACCGAUCUAAGUUGGUUCGAAAACUCUGGUGGUCACUUGUGUCAUCUCUUCUCCAGUUAACUCAACUAAUUAUUUCCACGGUAUCAUUUUCUUGAAAUAGGCUUAAUUGAAAGAAGAAAUCCUUAUUGCGUUUGUAGUAAUCUAGGCCGAAAAGAAAAGAUGAAUUCCCUCUUGAUCUUCCUUAAUGAUUUAAAUAUUUUCCAAGGUUUAAAAAAACUCUAUCAUUGAAAUCUUGUCAAAAAAGAGGACAAAAAUAAAAGAAGAGAUUAAUGUCCCUCUCGAUAAAAUUACAACAAUUAAAAAUAAACCAUUGGUGUUCAUUCCUUUUAAUAGUCGUUCCGAUCACUAGAUACGAUUAAGGAACAGAGAAAAUUUUGUUCUUUUAACUGUUCUCAUCAAAAGUUAGACAGGCAGAAAUUUGUACUUUUUCAAAUUUUAUAAAGCGGAUAGUACAAAAACGUCCAACCCAGUGUUGUUUUGGAAUGAGUCUUGCAGUUCAUAAGGCUGACAAAUGUUUAAAUUCUGAUUGCACUCCAAUAAGUGUUGUUCUUUUUGUGUCUUUCGACAUCAUUGUUUAACCCACGUUUUACAAUAAAGAGAUAUGAAAAAUCAGUUAUUAAAGUGGCAUUUGCUUGCUCUGUAUUAAUUAAAUACACAGAAAAGCAAAUGCCAGGUAUUUGUAUCUCAUUUUGUGAUUUUUGAAUUAUUAUUUUCUUGCAUAAUAUAAUGUAACGAAUGAAUUUCGAAGAAAUCUACUUCAAUAACAAAGUAUUUUACAUUUAGUGUUUGGUAUAAUAAAACAUUACCGAAUAACUUAUGUUCACGAAAGUCUUUUCACUUUCUAAAAA
Molecule: messenger RNA, 1407 nt
Organism: Limulus polyphemus (Atlantic horseshoe crab)
Lineage: Eukaryota; Metazoa; Arthropoda; Merostomata; Xiphosura; Limulidae
Product: fatty acyl-CoA reductase 1-like
Exons: 4
Coding region: 7-654 (215 amino acids)
Biological process (GO): long-chain fatty-acyl-CoA metabolic process
Cellular component (GO): peroxisome
Molecular function (GO): alcohol-forming very long-chain fatty acyl-CoA reductase (NADP+) activity
Source: RefSeq, a predicted model, not a curated record